AUGAAUGGAUAUCAUUCGUUUUCUCCACUUAUUAACUUAGGUCACCAUCAAUUGACCAACCAGUCAACAAUUCCUUUAUACGAGCUUGCUCGAGCAACCAUGAAGUUCAAAAAGUUGUUCAAAGGGAAGAAGCCCUCAACUUCAGAAGUUGGAGAUAUUGUUCUCAAAGCCAACAGCACCCAAAGCGUGACCAUUCAUCCCCAAUAUACCCCAAAUUCCCCAGAAUCUAUUUCCACUGCUGAUGAGUUUGAAUUUGAAACUCAUUCUCAGAUCGAAUCCAGUUCUUCACUUGAAGAAAUUUCUGAUGAGGAAUUUAUAGGCCAAGGAUUUGAGCUAGUCACCAAGAAAAAUGAUUUCCAAUAUUCAAUCAAACCAUCUCUAAAAAUUGAUACCACGGUGGCCGAGACUUUUGCAAAAAACCUUGAACACGAAAAGUCUCUUGAUCACCAUGAUUAUUCAUUCAAGAAAUUUGAAGCUUCUAACGACAAUUUUGUCUCCAUUGGUAUCAAAAUGACUCCAAGUACAAAAGUAGCAUUUUUUGAACCUACCAAGACAUUUGAUAAGUCUGGCACAAGAAAUUCCCACAGAUUUUCUAACAUCAACCCAAAUUACAAAAUCCAAAGAUUGCCAAUAGAAACUAUUGAGUUGUUGACUAACACGUUCAACGAAUACAUUGAAAAUGAUGUAUAUGAAUACAAAUCCUUGGAUCCCCAAUCCAAAUUUGUAUACUUGAUGGAAAGAAGAAACAUUUAUGAUGAAAAUUUUGCAAGUCUUGACAUUAACGAUGCAGACUACAGCUCCGAAAUUCUUCAAGUAUGA
Messenger RNA from Saccharomycopsis crataegensis, 819 nucleotides. RefSeq lists its product as uncharacterized. The transcript has a single exon. The record is from RefSeq and is a predicted model, not a curated record. NCBI's taxonomy places the organism in Eukaryota, Fungi, Ascomycota, Saccharomycetes, Ascoideales, Saccharomycopsidaceae. The coding region runs from base 1 to 819 and encodes 272 amino acids.